Papaver somniferum (opium poppy) is the source of this 2328-nucleotide messenger RNA. RefSeq names its product putative clathrin assembly protein At1g03050. Bases 302 to 2119 code for a protein of 605 amino acids. Gene Ontology annotation, cellular component: clathrin-coated vesicle; clathrin-coated pit. The record is from RefSeq and is a predicted model, not a curated record. Gene Ontology annotation, biological process: clathrin coat assembly; clathrin-dependent endocytosis; vesicle budding from membrane. The transcript is spliced from 4 exons. Gene Ontology annotation, molecular function: SNARE binding; 1-phosphatidylinositol binding; clathrin heavy chain binding. Lineage: Eukaryota; Viridiplantae; Streptophyta; Magnoliopsida; Ranunculales; Papaveraceae.
ACAUCAAAGAAGAAAAGAAAGCUUUACAUUCUGUAAAGCUUUACAUUCUGUAAAGCUUUCUUUUCUUCUUUCUCUCCCUUUUCUUUGUUUCAUAUAAAUUCUUCAUCGCAAAACAACAAGGUAUUCAGGAAUUCACAAACACCACAUUCAGGCCAGCCUUUCUUGGCAUGCAGUAUGCAGCAUGGCAAAUACAAAGUCUGGAGAAAAUUCGCAGUAAUUUUAGAUUAGUGAUUUAAAAUCACUGAUUUUAAUCUAACAGCAAAUUUUUUAAUCUUCAUCUCUGCGCGCGUAUCACCUAUCAAUGGGUGGACAAAGCAAAAUUGUGAAAGCUCUAGGGGCGGUGAAGGACCAAACAAGCAUAAGCCUAGCCAAGGUCAGCAAUGAUGACACAGUUUUAGCAGAUAUUGAUGUUGCAAUUGUCAAAGCAACAAGACAUGAAGAAUGCCCGGCUGAUGAAAGACAUGUCCGAGAGAUAUUAAGCUUAACUUGUUACUCUCGUGCAUAUGUCAGUGCAUGCGUUCACACUCUAUCAAGAAGACUCAGCAAAACUAAGAAUUGGGUCGUAGCGUUAAAAACCCUAAUGUUGAUCCAUCGACUUGUUUCUGAGGGUGAUUCAGCUUAUGAGCAAGAAAUCUAUAUCGCGACUAGGCGAGGAUGCCGGUUGCUUAAUUUGUCUGAUUUUCGUGAUACCGCUUCGUCCUCUGGAUCUUGGGAUUUUUCUUCAUUUGUACGUACGUAUGGAUUGUAUUUGGAUGAACGUUUGGAGUACCGAAUGCAGAGUAGACGAAGACGUAGUCAAGCUAGUAUUCCUAAUGUUGAAGGAGAAGCGAAAGAUGGUCCUCAAGAAGUUAAAGAAGAAGAUUUGUCAAGCGUAACUACGGAAAAGGAUACUAAGAAGAAGCUGGAACGUGUAUUUAAUAGAGCUGAACGCCUUCAGCUUGUCCUUGAACGGUUCCUUGCAUGUCGCCCCACAGGUGAGGCGAAAUGUAACCGAAUGGUGAUUAUCGCAUUAUAUCCUCUGGUGAAAGAGAGUUUCCAGAUAUACUUCGACUUGGCCAAAAUAGUUUGCUUUUUCGUUGAACAGUUCAUGGAACUAGACGUCCCUGUAUGCACAAGAGUGCACGAGCUCUUUACCCGUAUAGGGAAACAAUUUGAAGACCUUGAUGUUUUUUACGAAUGGUGCAAGUCUAUGGGGAUCGCUCGUUCUGGAGAUUACCCAGAAAUUGAGAAAAUCACACACCAAAAGUUGGAGAUCAUGGAGGAAUUCAUUCGAGAAAAAUCGAACUUGGUAAUUUACAAGAGAGCUAUGAGCAAGAGGCAAGAAAGCAUGAAACAGGCACCUACUAAUCAAGAAGAUGGUGAAAAAGGUGACGAAGAAGACCCGAACGAAAUCAAAGCAUUGCCACCACCAGAAGGUUCUGAUGCAGAAAAGGCUGAAGAAGAAGGUGAAAAUGAAGACAAACAAUUAGUAGAAUGCAAGAAAGAAGAUGAAGACCAAAAAGAAGCUGAUUUGUUGAAUUUAUUCGACGAUGAAACCAUGGCUAGAAGUGAAGAACAAGUUAACAAAUUAGCCUUAGCAUUAUUUGAUGGCUGGUCUACAGAAGUGCCUACCAACGCAACAACUAGCGGUUCUGCAUGGACAGCAUUCGAAGAAGAUUCUGGCGGUGACUGGGAAACAGCUUUGGUUGAAUCGGCAAGUCACUUAUCUAACCAACAAGCUACUUUUGGAGGUGGUUUUGAUCUGUUAGUUCUUGAUGGCAUGUAUCAACAAUCAAUAAUGGCACCGUUAAGUCACGCAACAGAUACAGGAAGUGCGAGCAGUGUUGCGUUACGGCCAGUAGACCCGAAACAGCCAGUGAUGUUAGCAUUACCAUCUUCUUCAACGCCAAACGAAGGCUCAACAACAACGGGGAGUCCGUGGGUAGAUCCGUUUGCAGCGUCAACAUCGGUUGCACCACCUUCUUAUGUGCAGAUGUCAGAGAUGGAAAAGAAACAGAAACUUUUGGUGGAGGAACAGUUAAUGUGGCAACAAUAUGGCGCGAAUGGGAUGCAAGGCCAUAUUAAUGGAAUUACAAACACAAAGCAACCUGGCUACUAUGCCACCGGAAGUUACACAUAGAGCGCAUUUGUGGUAGAUUCUUGUGUUUUUAUAAUUGUAAUUUUGGGCAUGACAUACAAGGUUUCCGUUUCAACUGGAUGUAGAUAAUAUAAGUUUGUACUGUAAAUUUCAUAAACUCAUGCAGUGCUGUAGUUCGUCUCCAGAAAGAAAAAAAAAGUUCCAAGAAAUACCACCAAUCUCUGUAUAUGGCAUCAAAACUUAUAAAGUAA